Molecule: messenger RNA, 2166 nt
Organism: Pocillopora damicornis (cauliflower coral)
Lineage: Eukaryota; Metazoa; Cnidaria; Anthozoa; Scleractinia; Pocilloporidae
Product: trace amine-associated receptor 9
Biological process (GO): G protein-coupled receptor signaling pathway
Cellular component (GO): membrane
Molecular function (GO): G protein-coupled receptor activity
Source: RefSeq, a predicted model, not a curated record
GGAAUAAGGAAACCGUAUCAUUAUAAAGAUCAGAAACGGUUUUCAGAUUGCAUUUACAGGAAAUUGCCAACCGUGUUAGAGCUAACAUGCAGCUGCUGUUUAAAAGCUUUCAAAGAAAAGAGCAAUUUGACGUAUUUUAGUGGAUAUAAAUGAACAACACGACAGCCGAAGACACAGUUUUGCACAAUCAUGGCGAAUAUAACAAGUUUAAUUCUGCUAAACGCUUCAAUCAUCAAGCCAUCUGGUUACUGCGAGAAUCUUCAACCGUUUUUGGACAUGGACAUCAGGAAGAAGCUGCCACAGUACUACGUUAUCGCUUCUCUAACGGCUUCUUUUUUCAUGUUCAUGCUUUGUUUUUUCGCAUUGUUUUUAAACGCAGUAGUUGUGUUCGUCACAUGGCGAACGCCCGCGUUGCACACGCCGAGAAACAUUUUGCUUUGCUCCUUGGCAGCCACCGACUUUUUUGUUGGUUUCACAUCUCAGCCGUUCUUCGUUGUAGCCGAACUGUUCUUGCUAUUUGGCCAAUUGGAAAGAUACUGCCUGACUGUGUUCAUGCUUUUCUAUUCAAGCUGGCUUUUCAAUGGGAUUUCUUUCCUAACUCUGACGGCCAUUAGCUUCGAGCGAUAUCUCGCUCUGCGCUUUCAUCUUCGAUAUACAGAAUUGAUAACAGCCUCUCGCGUGGUCAUAACGGUUGUUAUCUACUGGUUAAUAUGGGCGACUUUGGUUACAGUUCUUUGGUUUUGGGCCACCAGCAAGCUCUUAGCUUAUGCACUCACGGCCGUGUGUUUUGUAAUGGGAGUCAGCGCUUUGAGGUGCCUUUCCCUUAUUCACAAAACUAUGAAAAGGCACAAUAAACACGUACGCGAUACAAAUCAAAAAACCUUUCAAAGUAUGAUUCGCUAUCGCCGCAGUACAAACACAAUGAUCAUUCUCGUGGCCGCGUUUGCGUUAAGUUAUAUCCCGUUUGUUAUCACCACUGCAGUUAGUGCCUCGCAAGAACAAGAAGAUCUAAGAACAUCUGUGGCACAUUGCUUGGCAGUUGCAGUCAUGUUUGCAAACUCCUCUGUGAAUCCUGUGAUCUAUUUCUGGCGAGUAACUGAGCUUCGCGAAGCGGCCGAGCGAACUUUGAGGAGAUUCCAUCCUCUAAAGACAAAACGAAGUGACACGGAGUUUGACACAAGAUAACGUUUUUGACAAAUCGAUUCAAAGUUUAACUACCACACCUGAUGACCAUACAGCUUCUUUUUGCAAAAUAAUCCACUAAACAGGUGGAGCGAUUAUUUAAUCCACUUCGUCACCUUUUAUGCAGCUACAAAUUUUACUCUUUUACAAGCAACUGAAAGAGAAAAAUGAUUUGAAGCAUUCAGUGCUUUGUGAAUCCAUUCUUAACCCUUUACACUCUAACGUCAAUAUACAUCUUCUCCAUUUGUUCUCUAUACAUAUCUUAAUGUAUUGACAAGGAGAAUUUGUUUAACAAUCAAGUACUUCCUUAGUUGGUGAUUAUUUCUUUUAUUCUCAUGACCUCAACGUGUGAUCCAGGGAUGAUAUUGUAAGGAGAAAUUAGAUGCUAGUCACUCUUGGGAGUCAAGGGGUUGGCGCUUUUAUUGCUUGUACUUAUUAAUCAAAUAGGACAAUUUUUUUCUUUUCCUUAUGAAAACGAAUCGACAUCGCCAAAGAACUUGGUGUUUUUCCUUCUUUUAUACGGACAUUUGUUGCCCUUUGUUAUUUGAAAAUUUGACUAAAAGCCCAUUAAAUGUUAUUUCCGGGGACAAAAUUUGAUUGAAUUGCGCUUCCAUUUGGUGAUUUAAAAGGGAAUUGUACUUCAGAUAACCAUCAAGGCUACAAAUUGUUUUCGUUUUACGAGCUAUUCAGACGAGUAAUUACAAAGAAGCUGUAUCAUUAACCACAUACAUAUUCUUUUAAUAGUUUAAACGAAUCACAAAGUGUCAAAGAUCAAUCCAUUUGCGUAAUUAGUUUGCUUCGCGAAAUUAUAAUAUCGGUUGUUGUGACUCCGUAUAAUUCGGAGAAAAUUUGAAACGAGUCAAAAUUGUUACGUGUGAAAGCGUGAAAUAAGCCAGGGUGAAGAUAAAGGAGAAUUAGGUCCAUGAAAAGCAAACGAGAGAGCUUUAAAUGAAAGGAAAAAAAGCUAAAUUAUAUGGAAAGAAA